Molecule: messenger RNA, 1958 nt
Organism: Thamnophis elegans (Western terrestrial garter snake)
Lineage: Eukaryota; Metazoa; Chordata; Lepidosauria; Squamata; Natricidae
Product: mediator of RNA polymerase II transcription subunit 22
Exons: 5
Coding region: 163-780 (205 amino acids)
Biological process (GO): regulation of transcription by RNA polymerase II
Cellular component (GO): mediator complex
Molecular function (GO): transcription coregulator activity
Source: RefSeq, a predicted model, not a curated record
GUCCAACCCCUUGCGGCGCAACUGAAUAAAACAGGAAGAGGGUCUCGCUCCCCAAGCAACCAAUCAGCUUUCAGGAUUCAUGCCAUCGUGAAAAAACUCCCUUUUCGGAUUAGAAAUGCUUGAUUAAGGAGUGGAAGUGAAAAGGGUGGAUGUUGAUAAGUCAUGUCGCAGCAACGAGUCCUAACCCAAAGUAAAGAAACUCUCCUCCAGUCCUACAACAAGCGGCUGAAAGAUGAUGUCAAAUCCAUCAUGGACAACUUUACAGAAAUAAUCAAGUCUGCAAAAAUCGAAGAAGAAACCCAAGUGUCUCGCGCUACCCAAGGCGAACAGGAUAACUACGAGAUGCACGUCCGAGCGGCAAAUAUUGUCCGAGCUGGCGAGUCCUUAAUGAAGCUGGUGUCCGAUCUGAAGCAGUUCUUAAUCCUUAAUGACUUUCCUUCGGUCAACGAAGCCAUCAACCAGCGCAAUCAGCAAUUGCGGGCUCUGCAGGAGGAAUGCGACAAGAAACUCAUCGCCCUGCGGGACGAAAUCUCCAUCGACCUCUACGAACUGGAAGAGGAGUAUUACUCUUCCAGCUACGGCGUCUGCGAUGCCAGCAAUCUCUCUCUUUCCGAAGCCUACGGGAGAGAGGAAUCGGCGGGCUCGCCUCUGGAAAGCCUCAUCACUUCCCUGGCUGCUGCCGCCAGCGCGAUGGAGCAGAAUCUUCCCGCCCCGCAGGCCUCGGUGCCUUCACACCCUCACAUCAACGGGCAUGGGGUGGGCGCCCCCGAGCACUCCUAAAAAGGGAUCGCUCCCCGCUCCGGGCAGGGGCGGCAUUUCAACAAUAAACUUCAGCAACCGAAAUAUCGGAUUCAAUCCGUAAGCCGAGGGGCUUAUACUUGGAGUUUUCAUUCUUGAACGGCACUGGAAAAAAAACAACGUUUUUCACGUGGACGAUCAUUGCAGCCUCCCUGUGGUCGCACGAUCAGAAUUUGGACACUUGGCAUCUGGUUCCUAUUUACAACGGUCGUAGCAUCCCAAGCUCAUGUGAUUCCCCUUUUGCAACCUUCUGAUGAGCGACGUCAAUAGGGAAGCUAUUCACUUAAUAACCGGGAUAAUUUAGCGACUACAGCGAUUCACAACAGUGGCGCAGAAAGAUCGUAAAAUGGAGCACAACUCACUUCGCUACUGUCUCCUUUAACAAAUUUUGGGCUCCCGUCGUAAGUCGAGGACUAUCUGUAGAAGCUGUCUCCUUGUUGCUCUUGUGUUUGCAACGCGGUUUUGAUAUUCUGGAAAGCUUUUUUUUUUCUUUGCGCACAGCGUGACUACUAUUUAGAGGCAACUCGGGAGCAAAAUACAGUACACAGGUUUUGUCUUUCAAACAGUGGUUUAUAUACAAGACUUAUAUAUACCUACAUACACAUGUUAGGCAAAUACCAGGCAAGCAAUCAGUCUUCUACAAGGAGAACCACAAUGGAGAUAGAAGACGAAGAGACACAUUCUCACAUGGCCUCCUUUAUAUAUACAGCUUCUUAAAGUGGCAGUAACCCUGCUGGUUCAUCCUCAUCCUCAUCUCGGUUUACAGCCUUAUAACAGCUUGUUAGUAUUAAAUCAUUAUUACCCUGACAUAUUUCACAUCAUAACCCAGAGAUGUUUUUAAGAUGCUCAGACUAGAAAAAAAAAAUGACCUGUGUUGUGAGAUCUAUUUUUCCCUGACUUUGAGAAGGAGAAAAUGUCAGGACCUCCAAAUAUUGUGACAAACUCUAAAAUACCCAGCCAACAGGGUUUAAGGUACUGGAAAGCGAGUUUUAAGAGACCUACACCUUUUCCACUAGACAUGUGAUUUUAAAAAUCAGGUAACCUUUAACAGUGUUGAAAAUGCGAAGACACCAAUCAGGUUUUUUUCUUCUGUUCAUGGAAAAAUUUACUAUGUUUUUUUAAAAAUACUGUUGAAAUAAAGGUAGCUGAGUUUGGUAGUG